AUGCAACAAAUAUUUUAUUUAAUUGUUUAUUUUAUUUUAAUUCCAUUUACUAAUUCUAUUCGUUGUUUUGAAUGUUCUUCAGUAGCAACUGGGGGUGACAGAAUUUGUAGUAAAUAUGUGGGGACAAGUUGCUCUUAUGGAUUUUUUGGGUGUGUUAAAGUAGCUACUUAUGAUGGAGGUGUUGAUAAAAGUUUGUUUAUUGUUUUGAAUAGGGUUGUCGGUUCUGGAAUGAACCGAACCGAAGAACCGAUGAUUUUUCGGUUCAGAUAUCGGUUCGGUUUCGGAUAUCCGAAGAUUUUCCAAGAACUGACAACCCUAGUUUUGAAUUUAAAAAUUAAUUUUUAA
Messenger RNA from Meloidogyne enterolobii, 345 nucleotides. The record is from the annotation of a GenBank genome assembly. Lineage: Eukaryota; Metazoa; Nematoda; Chromadorea; Rhabditida; Meloidogynidae.